UUUCACGCGACUGAGCUACCUGUUCAGCAUUCGAACCGACGAAAUCAACUCGAACUAAGUACAAUUGUGUAAGUCGCACGAAUCUCGGACGCUUUCUUGACUCACCGUCCAUCGGCCGACACAUUUGUUGUUCACAUCUUUUUUUAUCUUUGUUUCUUUUGAAGACACCAACGCUUGAUCAGUUCCCUGUUUGGACGUGACCGGACGUUGUCCGGCGCUCAUCUGGCAGUCCCAGCGAAUCGUCAGCGACGUGUGAUUGGCUGCCCGGCGGCGUACCUGUGAUGUCACGUGGCGUGCGGAGCCGGCAGACGUUGUGGCCAUGCCGUACGUGGACCGACGCAAUCGCAUCUGCGGCUUCCUGGACAUCGAGGAGGCGGAGGGCAGCGGGAAGUUCCUGAGACGUUACUUCGUCCUUAGCGCGCAGCGGGACAGUCUCGUUUGGUACAUGGACAACCCACAGAAUCUUCCGGAAGGGGCCCAGCAUGUCGGCUGUCUCAACCUCUCCUACAUCUCCAAGGUGACCAACGGCGCCAAACUGAGGCCAAAGACGGACUUCUGCUUUGUUAUAAACGCUGGGAUGCGCAAGUUCUACUUGCAGGCCAAUGACCAACAAGACUUGGAGGAGUGGAUCGCCGUUCUCAACAACGCCACUAAGAUAACGGUACCAAAGCUCAGCGAUGGUGCCGAUCCGCCUCAGGAAGUCCUGGGAGCCUUGAAGCACGUCUGCUACAAGACGGAGAUCGUCGGUGGAGUCCCCAUCGUCACCGCCACUCAGGAGCAGGCGGACGGGCCGAACGGGGCAGAACGUGGCGCUUCGGGGAGACCCUACUUCCUGUCCAGCCAAGUCCAGGACCAGGAUGUCAUCAAGGCGGGAUUCUGUGUCAAACAGGGAGCUGUGAUGAAGACAUGGAAGCGGCGCUACUUCAUGCUGGAUCAAAACAGCCUCCGCUACUUCAAGUCCGACUCGGACAGGGAGGCACUGCGUGUGAUCCUCCUGAAGGACAUCCUCAAAGUUCAACAGUGUCAACAAAGUGAGCUGAUGAUGAGGGACAACCUCUUCGAGAUGAUCACCUCCUCCAGGACUUUCUACUUGCAGACGGACACUCCAGAGGAAAUGGACAACUGGAUUGAAGCCAUCAACGGCGCUCUGGUGGCCCAGCGUGGACCCGCCAGCUCAGAUUAUAGCUCUCCCGCCGUCUCCUCCUCGACCUUCUACUUGGACUUAGGUGAGGAGCUCCCUUGCCCACCAUCCUCCACUGCGCCCCAUGACGGACCCCCGCCUGCCUCAGAAGACGUCCAAGUCCAGGAGAUGGGGGUGGGGCAUGAGUCGCUAUGGAAGCGACGUCGCAAGGACGACAUGGAUGUCGACGGCUAGCCCGUCGUCCACCGCGCCAUCCAGAAAAAGAAAAAUUGAAAAAUGAACAAGACAAGAAAAAUAUCAAAUCGAUAAUCAAGGUGAAUGAUGACAGUAGAGCUCGGCUAAGUUCUGAGCCUGAGCUGCUCGAACACACACACACACGCACACAAAACAACAUCAUUACCGACUGACUCAAGCUUGGUGGAAUUUGGUGGCUGCAUGCAUACGCGCACGCGGAGUUUCCGGGAAGAGUGUGUUUUGACUGGCAUUCAACAGACUUGAGGACUUUUAGUUUUUUUUUCUUGGACUCGAGAGGUCAUUGGCGGAGCAAAAAAAGAAAAAAAAUUGCGCCCGGUUGGCAGAAUGCAUUUGGGUCAUUAAAGUGACUUGCGAAGGCAAGAGCCCCAUUUACUGGAAUCCUCCAGGUGGGCCCACGCCAGAGCCAAACAUUUUGUUCUCCGAUGACAAGCGGCAACCGCGCGGCUUGGAAGUUCAAUGGAUUUGUUGUCAUUUCACACGCGCACACAGCUCAGAGGACAGGGUGUUGUCUUGGACUGCGCUGCAUCGCUAACUCUUAAAGUAUGUUCACUCGCGAUGUCUGAGCUCAUAAAAUAAAACACGCCAGUCUGUGUGUGCGCGCGCGUGUGGAA
Hippocampus zosterae (dwarf seahorse) is the source of this 2007-nucleotide messenger RNA. RefSeq names its product pleckstrin homology domain-containing family A member 1-like. Gene Ontology annotation, cellular component: membrane; cytoplasm. The record is from RefSeq and is a predicted model, not a curated record. The transcript has 12 exons. Bases 320 to 1375 code for a protein of 351 amino acids. Gene Ontology annotation, molecular function: PDZ domain binding. NCBI's taxonomy places the organism in Eukaryota, Metazoa, Chordata, Actinopteri, Syngnathiformes, Syngnathidae.